Boeremia exigua is the source of this 971-nucleotide messenger RNA. Its product is annotated as Mss4-like protein. Gene Ontology annotation, molecular function: carbon-sulfur lyase activity. NCBI's taxonomy places the organism in Eukaryota, Fungi, Ascomycota, Dothideomycetes, Pleosporales, Didymellaceae. The transcript has 2 exons. The coding region runs from base 402 to 875 and encodes 157 amino acids. The record is from RefSeq and is a predicted model, not a curated record.
GUAAGAUCUAGCGAUGCGAAUCAUGAUAGUGGUUUGAGGGCCGUGCAAUGAGCCAUGUACUAUCGUGACAGGCUUGAUCUUUAGUGGAAACCUUUGUAAUCGGAUCGUAUAUCAGACUGUGAAGUCAAUGGCACGGAAUCAUGAAAAGCAUCCAAAGGUCUGCAAAGGUCAAGCGGCGUUAGCUUUGGUUCCGGAAACUUUGUACUUAGUACUUCGUAAUCGCGGAGACAUAUCAUAUGUCUCCGACCAUUCCUGCGGUUAUUCCCGAAUCUUCUUCGUGGAGGCCUGACGCGUCAUGAACGAGCUACGAUAAACCACACUACAGGAACACCUCUUCAAGAACGACAACAAAUGCUGCAAGCAGUGCGGUACUAGUUCUGUAUGUGACAGCACCUGACAUCAUGAGCCAAAACGACGAUAACCAGGCCACGGCUCCUCCACCAUUACCUACAUUCAAUCCCACAAACGUUCAAACAUAUGCGGCCAGCUGCCACUGCGGCAUCGUGUCUUACACAGUUGACCUCUCCCCACCUCUGUCGGAGUGGAAAGUUGUGUCCUGCAACUGCUCCAUCUGCCAACGUAACGGCUAUUACCUCGUGUAUCCGUCCCGAGAGCAGCUACACAUAACCAGCGGCGAGGAUGUCCUGAAGAGUUACGCGUUCGGGCCAAAGAAGAAUUUGCACAAGUUUUGCGGACAGUGUGGAAGUAGUGUAUUCUUCGAUCCUAGGAUGAAGGAGUUUGGUGAAGGCGGAGGGUUGGAUUUGCUGGGUAUCAAUGUUCGUAUGUUCCAUGAUGUGAGCCUCGAGGAGCUGAGUGUCGGUCACAUUGAGAAUCGCUCAAAGGAUGAUAAGACAUCGAAGGAAUCCAAGGACUAGUUUUCGGAAGCAGUUAUUGGUCUACUGGUCAAGUAAGUGUUGUUUCGAGCGCCAGGAUUCUGGAAAUAGGAUCGGGGUUUAGUAAAUGUUCGAUCC